CAGAAGAUAAGAUUAAAAACCGCAUUGAGUCAGAUUCAGUCGUAUUUGUGUGAAAAGAGGAGUCAAACCUAAACCUACCAAGAUGGCAAUGUCCGGAGUAAAACUGACUGAAUCCUGUAUGUCAACAUACAACGAUAUUCAGAAGAGUAAGAAACACAGAUACGCCAUCUUCAUGAUCAAAGAUGGACAGAUUGAUGUUGAGAAGGUCGGAGACAGAAACAACAGUUUCGAGGAUUAUCUAUCCGACCUUCAUCAGAAGGACGGAGAGGCUGAGGACUGCAGGUAUGGCCUCUACGACUACGAGUACAAGUAUAAUCCCGACGGAGCUGAGUCUACCUUCAAAUCCAAGAUAUUCCUGAUGAGCUGGUGUCCUGAUAGCUCAAGGAUUAAGAAGAAAAUGCUCUACUCAUCCAGUUUCGAUACUCUGAAGAGAGCAUUUGUCGGCGUGCACAAGGUUAUCCAGGCCAAUGACAAGAGUGAAUGCGCACAAGAUGCUGUAGAGGAGAUCUUGAGAUCUACAGAUAGAAACUAGUUCAACCCCGACCCCCUGGCCUAUGAUGUAUUUGUGUGAUAUAUCGUGAUAAUUUCGCAUUUAAAAAAUAUUAUUUCAAUCUGAGCUGUAAUUUUAGUACAUGUGGUUCUAAAUAACAUUUUAACUAAAUCUACAA
Messenger RNA from Eurytemora carolleeae, 668 nucleotides. RefSeq names its product cofilin/actin-depolymerizing factor homolog. The record is from RefSeq and is a predicted model, not a curated record. Bases 83 to 532 code for a protein of 149 amino acids. The transcript is spliced from 3 exons. NCBI's taxonomy places the organism in Eukaryota, Metazoa, Arthropoda, Copepoda, Calanoida, Temoridae. Gene Ontology annotation, cellular component: actin cortical patch; cytoplasm; actin cytoskeleton. Gene Ontology annotation, molecular function: actin filament binding. Gene Ontology annotation, biological process: cell motility; actin filament fragmentation; actin filament severing.